Tupaia belangeri chinensis (Chinese tree shrew) is the source of this 3285-nucleotide messenger RNA. It is a transcript of the gene TSHR, whose product is annotated as thyroid stimulating hormone receptor. The record is from RefSeq and is a predicted model, not a curated record. The transcript is spliced from 10 exons. Gene Ontology annotation, biological process: adenylate cyclase-activating G protein-coupled receptor signaling pathway; hormone-mediated signaling pathway; activation of adenylate cyclase activity. Gene Ontology annotation, cellular component: plasma membrane. NCBI's taxonomy places the organism in Eukaryota, Metazoa, Chordata, Mammalia, Scandentia, Tupaiidae. Gene Ontology annotation, molecular function: G protein-coupled peptide receptor activity; thyroid-stimulating hormone receptor activity. The coding region runs from base 88 to 2406 and encodes 772 amino acids.
CCUCCCACCCCUCCUGCUCCCCGGUCUCCGUCUACCUCGGGGAAGCUGGAAGAGCACAGGACUGGGGAAUGAGGCUCUAAGCAGGGCAUGAGCCCUGGGGGCCGGUGGAAAAUGAGGUUGGCAUCCCUGCUGCGGCUGGUGCUUCUGCUUGCCUUGCCUAGGAGCCUGGGGGGAAAGGGGUGCCCGUCCCCGCCCUGCCAGUGCCACGAGGAGGACGACUUCAAAGUCACCUGCAAGGAUAUCCACAGCAUCCCCAGCCUACCGCCCAGUACGCAGACCCUGAAACUCAUAGAGACUCAUCUGAAAACUAUUCCUAGUCAUGCAUUUUCAAAUCUGCCCAAUAUUUCCAGGAUCUACUUAUCUAUAGAUGCAACUCUGCAGCGACUGGAAUCGCAUUCCUUCUACAAUUUGAGUAAAAUGACUCACAUAGAAAUUCGGAAUACCAGAAGUUUAACUUACAUAGACACCAAUGCCCUAGAAGAGCUCCCCCUCCUAAAGUUCCUUGGCAUUUUCAACACUGGACUUAGAGUAUUCCCUGACCUGACCAAAGUUUAUUCCACUGACGUAUUCUUUAUACUUGAAAUUACAGACAACCCUUAUAUGACUUCCAUCCCUGUGAAUGCUUUUCAAGGACUGUGUAAUGAAACUUUGACACUGAAACUGUACAACAAUGGCUUUACUUCAAUCCAAGGACAUGCUUUCAAUGGGACAAAGCUGGAUGCUGUUUACCUAAACAAGAAUAAAUACCUGACAGUUAUUGACAAAGAUGCAUUUGGAGGAGUAUACAGUGGACCAACCUUGCUGGAUGUGUCUUACACCAGUGUCACUGCUCUGCCAUCCAAGGGCCUGGAGCACCUGAAGGAAUUGAUAGCAAGAAACACUUGGACUCUUAAGAAACUUCCACUUUCCUUGAGUUUCCUUCACCUCACACGGGCUGACCUGUCUUAUCCAAGUCACUGCUGUGCUUUUAAAAAUCAGAAGAAAAUCAGAGGAAUCCUUGAGUCCCUGAUGUGCAAUGAGAGCAGGAUCCAGAGUCUGCGUCAGAGAAAAUCUGUGAAUGCUUUGCAUGGCCCCUUCUACCAGGAAUAUGAGGAGGAUCUAGGGGACGGCAAUGUAGGAUACAAGGACAAUGUCAAGUUCCAGAAUUCUCACAGCAACUCUCACUAUUAUGUCUUCUUUGAAGAACAGGAAGAUGAAGUCAUUGGUUUUGGCCAGGAGCUCAAAAAUCCCCAAGAAGAGACCCUACAGGCUUUUGACAGCUACUAUGACUAUACUGUGUGUGGCAGCAAUGAAGACAUGGUGUGUACCCCUAAGUCAGAUGAGUUCAACCCCUGCGAAGACAUCAUGGGCUACAAGUUCCUAAGAAUUGUGGUGUGGUUUGUUAGUCUGCUGGCUCUUCUGGGCAAUGUCUUUGUCUUGUUUAUCCUCCUUACCAGCCACUACAAACUGACGGUCCCACGCUUUCUCAUGUGUAACUUGGCCUUUGCGGAUUUCUGCAUGGGCAUGUACCUGCUCCUGAUUGCCUCUGUAGACCUCUACACUCACUCUGAGUACUACAACCACGCCAUCGACUGGCAGACAGGCCCUGGGUGCAACACAGCUGGCUUCUUCACCGUCUUUGCCAGCGAGCUGUCCGUGUACACGCUGACAGUCAUCACCCUGGAGCGCUGGUACGCCAUCACCUUUGCUAUGCGGCUGGACCGGAAGAUCCGCCUCAGGCAUGCCUAUGCCAUCAUGGUCGGGGGCUGGGUUUGCUGCUUCCUUCUUGCUCUGCUGCCUUUGGUAGGAAUAAGUAGCUAUGCCAAGGUUAGCAUCUGCCUGCCCAUGGACACGGAGACCCCUCUGGCUCUAGCGUAUAUUGUCCUUGUUUUGUUGCUCAACAUAGUUGCCUUCAUCAUCGUCUGCUCCUGUUAUGUGAAGAUCUACAUCACAGUCCGAAAUCCCCAGUACAACUCAGGGGACAAGGACACCAAAAUUGCCAAGAGGAUGGCUGUGUUGAUCUUCACUGACUUCCUGUGCAUGGCCCCAAUCUCUUUCUAUGCUCUGUCAGCACUUAUGAACAAGCCUCUCAUCACUGUUACCAACUCCAAAAUCUUACUGGUUCUAUUCUACCCUCUUAACUCCUGUGCCAAUCCUUUCCUCUAUGCUAUCUUCACCAAUACCUUCCAGAGGGAUGUGUUCAUCCUGCUCAGCAAGUUUGGCCUCUGUAAACGCCAGGCUCAGGCAUACCGGGGUCAGAGAGUUUCUUCAAAGAACAGCACUGGCUUUCAGGUCCAAAGGGUUACCCAGGACAUGAGGCGAAGUCUUCCCAACAUGCAGGAUGCCUAUGAACUGCUUGAAAACUCACAUCUAACUCCAAAUAAGCCAGGCCAAAUCUCAGAAGAGUAUAAGCAAACAGUUUUGUAAAUUGACCCUAUGCUACUCACAAUGGUAUGGGGAUUUGUAAAAGGCUUCUUUCUUGAACAUGCAUCCUCAUCCCAUGAUUGCUCUCUACCUACAGCUGGUCUAAGCCAACCCUUGUGCAGGGGAUGUUUCAUGGGACAAGAGUUCAUCUCUGGAAAGUGACUGACAUGAACCUAUUCAUUGCCUCCAAGGAGGAGGGCAGAUUACUGGCAUAUCUGAAUCUCAAGUGAUAGCAAAAUAAUCUAUACUUUCUGAUAGACUUGCCUGAUGCUACGUCUAGAGAUGACACUGCAUAAGAUAUUCAACAAUUAGGAACUAAACCAUGUCGACAUUGAUCGACUCACUUUUGCAUAAUAUUUCAUAGUAAAUGUUUAGCAAGUGGCAAAUUCUAUUAAUUUGACUGAUGACCAGAAAAAAAUUGGCCCAUGUCGGAUCAGUUCAACUUCAUGUUCCCUGACACAACCAAAGAGAGUUUCAAUUCCUUGAAACUGAAAAGUCAAAAUUUGCAAGAAAUAGCAAUUGUGAACCAUGAAGGAGGGGGAAAGGCUUGGUUUUGAGGGGUGUUUUGUUUCGUUUGUUUUUCCCUUUAGAUUCUGAAACUACUAAUCAUCUCAUCACAAGGAUCUACCUGAUGUGACCCAGCUGUUAUGUGCUGCCUGGAAAAACUGGCAAGAUUUCAGCCUAUGUGACACAGUAAACAGAAUUGCUUUUCUUGACUAGCCUCAUAAUAUAAAAAAAAAUGUGAACUUUACAAAGAAUUUCUAAGUAGCAACAAGUUGGAAUUAUGGAAGGAACACACUCAACCACCUGUUGCUUUCUAAAGCAGGUUGGACACCAGUUAACUGUGGUACUUUGGGCAAAUCACAGGGCCUCAGAAGUUUG